UGCAAAUUGAGUGUCUACGUCAGAUCCUGAACUUGUGCGCCAUUUUUUUCCUCAAUAGAGGAAGAAAGGGACAAAAAGCUGAAGAAAAAUAACUUGUUUUUGGAGUUGGGCGGCUUUUAUCCCCGCUGAUAUCUGACUACGGCGUGUGUAGAAAUGCGCCGGUAGGAGGGACGAGGUUCCAAUGAGCGUCUGGUCGUGGCGGCAGACGCAGCUUUACCGACGUGCAGCGGCGGGCCGGUGGAGGUGGAGAACAUUAGCCCUCCGCUGAAAAAAAGGAGGCAGAGCAGCGACGACUUACGUUAACCUACGCUGAAAAUUGAACGAGGAGCACAAAAACCAUGUUUCAGCUUCCGGUGGGAAAUGUUGAAAAGAUCCGUAAGGCACGAAAGGCAGUGAAGAACAUCUUAAGUGAGAUCGGCUUAGAAGACUGUCAGACCCUGCUAAAGGAUCUCGAUGAAAAGCCAGAGGAGAACGUUGAUGCAGAGGAAGCCUUCAAAGAGACGGACUGGGUGGAUGUCGCGGAGGGAUGCAACAGUCGACAACGGAAGAAGUGGCCCUAUCGAUCUCGAUCCCUCUGCUGCAACCUGUGCAAGUAUUCCUCGCAGAACAUCUACAACUUCCGGAGCCACGUCUCCCGCUGCCAUGGCUACGUUCAGUCCUUCUGUGCGCUCGCUUCCUGCUCGCAAUGCCUCUUCAUUGGCCACCCUAAGGUGGUCAAGAAGCACAUGCUCUUCUUCCACUCCAAAGUUCCCAUCGCAAACAUACAGAAGGAGGGUUCUACAACCAUCUUUCGCGGCAAUGAAAGGUAUCAGUGUCGGAAGUGUGCAUUCCCCAGCUCCUCUAUUUUCGCCAUUAAGAAGCACAUUAUUCUCAAGCAUCUGGACCGUUUGGCGGAGAAGUACAUCGGUUAUCGGUUGCACCAACAGCUGUCGGGAUCCGUAAAGAUAUACUGCUGCAAGGUGUGUAACGUGAACACUGGAACUCUGGACCAAAUGCUGCAUCACAUGCUUGUUGAUCCCGCACACUAUGCAGUCAGCACACAAGUGCAGAGUUUGUUGUACGAAAACAAAAACUAUAACAUUAAAUCGACGCCCAAUGGGAACGGCCUGUUCGUGACGUUCCCAAAUAUUGCUCCGAAGCAGCAGGCUCAGGUGAUCAACAGCAACUCUGUGAUCUUACCAAGUAAUGGUCAGCCUGCAGGUACAGUGGUGGCUCUGCAGUCGGUGCAAGGAACCGCCAACAGCACGACUCUCAUCUGCACCUCGGGAAAUAACCAAACGUUCCUGCCGCCUCAGGCGUCCGCGCUCGUUCAGCUCGCCAGCGCCGAAGCUAAAGGUUUGCUGCAACCCGGAGCCACCAUUGCCCUCCGAGGUUCUGUUCCCCAAACGUCUCCUGUGGUGCUGCCCGCGGUUUCGAACGUGCCACUCAAUCCAGCGCCGAUGAACUUGACUCCUGCUACGGCUCAACCACAGCAGGCUGUGCAAGGGCAGCAGAUAGUUCUUCCAUCGGGGCUGACGGCUGCUGUGGCAACUGGGGCUCGGAUCGGGAGCGGUACAGGGACUUUGUCAGGAAGUUUGACGGGGACGGGAAGUUUGACUGGGAAUUUGACUGGGGCGGGAGGUUUGACUGGGAAUUUGACUGUUAGCUCAACUGGGAAUUUGACUGGGAUUGGGGCUUCAUCGGGAAGUUUGACUGGAAUUGGGAGUGUCGCCAAACCUGCAGCUGUAACACAAAAUCCACCAACAAACCACGUGAACCUCCAGGGUACCAUGCUGACCUCACAGUCCCUGUUGAGCCACCUUAUCCCAACCGGGAACAGGGUGAACGGCAUGCCGACGUACACUUUCGCCCCGAUGGAAGCAGCAGGCCCCACGUCUCAGAGAUCUACUCCUCUCAAGCCUGUCGGCCAAACUAGUAAUUUUGCCCCCCAGACCAAGAAAUGGAUCACUUGUCCCCUGUGCAAUGAACUUUUCCCCUCCAACGUCUUCGACAUGCACAUGGAGGUGGCACAUCCCAAUAAGCCCUCUGCAUCCAAGUGUGAAAGUCUGGCCGCCAGAGCGGCCUUCCUGAAAAAGAUGCCCGACAAAACGGUCAAAUGUCUAACAUGCAAAACUCUAUUGUCAGAGAGGACCGUCUUCCAGCACCUGCUGCACGGCCUCAGCUGCUUGUACUGUUCUAGUAUGUUCUUCUCCAUCCGACAGCUGGCCGAGCAUAUACGGCAGCACAACCCCUCCAGCAAAGCGUACUGCGAUUUCCUGAGGCAGAGAUACAGGGUCUACUCCAAAAGCACAGGAGGGAUCGUGUUCCCCUACUUUGACGUGAACACCACGGCACCCCGGGAGGUCCUUGGGGACUGGGAGGUCAAUCUCGCCCUGGUUACAAACUCCCUGGACCUGAUCUUUUUUAAGUUGCUUCCCAGCAGCCAACCUGAAACCUGUCCCGCACCACUCAGAAUCAGCAACGCUAACUGUCCCUUCUGUUGUGAGAAGUCUAAGAAUCAGUCCGACCACCUCCAGCACUUGAAGCAAAAGCAUUUCGUCGCCCCCACCAUCCACGCAAUACUCAAGACGGAGGCGUUCAAGUGCAUCUACUGCAACGGCGUCUACACGGGCAAGGUCACCCAGCAGGCCGUGAUGCUUCACAUUCAGAGGUGCAGGUGCUCGCCAAAGCCACCGCCGCCUCCACCACCACCCCAACCAGUGCAGCCACUCAAGCCCGUAACGGCGCCACAGCAGAUAAUGAAGCCCACUCAGCAGCUCGGCCAGCCCCACGGACUCUACUUCCUCCAAGUUCCACAGGGGAUGACCGUCGCACAGGCGCUGGCCCCUGCCCGAGUCGUUCCUGCCGCUCGCCCUGUAGAGACUCCAGAAACCGAGGCCGAGCGGCAGUCACAGAAGAGGCUGGAGGCCGCCUUAAGAGAAGCCAUGGAAGCAAACAGGCGAGAGCGAGAACAGCGGGCCGCCAUGCGCAAGAAGCAGGAGCAGGAGAGGCUCCUUCAGGAGAUGCUGCCGCCACCGCCUGAGGUGGAGAUUCCCAGCGACCCGUCCAUCAAGCUCGCGUUGGAACCCACGGCGACGGAGCGCCGCUGCAGCGAGGAGCGCAAAGACUUCAUUUCCAAGUACUUCAACCGCAAUCCGUACGCAACCAAAGCCGAGAUGGAGGAGCUGUGCAGGAGGCUGUCUGUAAACAAAGGGGAGGUGUCGUCCGUCUUUAGCAAGAAGCGCAGCAAGUGCAUGAAGAGCCUGAAGAGAAACACCGCCGUGGUCCUCUUUGGCUUCAACAUGACUUAUCUGAGCAAGGUCAAACACAACCUCCUAAUCCCAGAGCAGAAACCGCCUGCUGACACUCAAGAUCAAACUCCAGCAGAUCCAGGAGAAUCACUGGCGCCCCCUGCUGGAGCAGCAGAGCCCAGCGGACAGGGGGAUGCGUCUGAGCCGAUAGACGAGAGUUCAGCCCCUGCAAACAAAGACACCAAGGAACCCUCAGAACAGACGAGCGGCGACGAAGCCGACGGAACCGUAGAACCCAUGGACGCAAGUGGAACCGAGGUCUCAGAACCUGUGGCUGAAACCAAACCCGACGGGGAUCCGGAACUGUUAAAAGAAAACAGAGCCGAAGUGUCGGAGGCGGAGAAGGAUUCAGAACCGAUGGAUGAAAGCGGAGCUGAAACACUUCCAGAGGGGGAUCAGACAGAACCAAUGGAGUGAGCCGAGGAGCACGGGGAGGACUUUGGGACCUAAAAACUAUCACAAAAUGCACACAUCUGAGUCAAAUGGCCUUUUGAGUUGACUUUACUUCGUGGUGAAAAUGCUUCAGUUCCCAGAAAGUUUGUGUAUCUGAGAGCAUCAGCUACUGUUCCCACCAUCACUAGUGCUUUAUUUGUCAUCAGAAAGAUGUCAGUGGUCUGUAUCUUUAUUGGCUGAAACGUAUAUCUGAAAUAAUCCGACUCCUCUGCUUCAAUAGUAACGUCUGGUUAUACUCCUUUACUCCACAGUGGCAAAUUAUUCUUUGUUUUUGUCUAAUUUAAGCCCAUUUGUAUAAAAAAAUUGUAUUCACAUAUAUUUAGAAGCGAUUUAUUUCAAACCUUUGCUUCAUAAAAUGAUUUCUAUAAGCUGCUUCUUUAAGUUAAUUUUUUUUAAACAUUUAUCCCUCAAGUCCUUUGGGUGUUUCUUCCUGUAGAUUUGUUUCUUCAGAACCCCCAACUUUUUGGACUGUGAUGUUUGCAUGAAGCUGUUUUAUUUACCGUCUGAUUGUGCCAUUGUGAAUCCCACAGAGCUCAUGUAGAACCCGAGUCAUCUCCAUGGGUGUUUAUCGUGUUGCUCCUACUCUUCUGACCACUGUUUUUGUACUAGUUUUUUCUAUAAAAAAAAAAGAAAAACCAACAGAGAUGCACAUGUAAGUAGAUGUAAUAAACUUGAUAAUGUUUCAGCACUUUCUAAUUCUGGGACGGGCUGUCUCAGACCGACCCCCGCCCCAGGGCUAACAUUCAUUCAGAACAGACAGUGAGAAUGGAAAAGGACUGUUUUGAAAAGAGAGAAAUUGCUCAAGUUUUUUGCACAUCGCCUUGCUGCAACCUUGUGUUUCACGUGUCUGUUCUCCACUCUCACUUCGGUGCGUUCUUGGGUCCAACGGGCCGAGGUGUAAGCUGAUUCCUUGGUUCUUCUAGGAAAACCUGAAAGCAUCCUUUCGUUUGUAGUGUGAUUUUAUUUGGCACUGCAACAACCUGGCUGGACCGCCAUUGUCCUUGGUUCCUUUGACAGCUUGGUUUGUAGCGUAGAAAGAGUGCGAACUUUAAUUUUCCUUUUUCCCCCCGUUUUGGUCUCCUUUGUAGCACUCGGCAUAAUGUCAGGAGAUUUAAACUACAUAGAGAAUGUCGACUUUUUUUUCUUCUUUUUUUUGACAAGCAUCCUCACUGGAGGAGCACAGCUUAUGUCAUCUUUUUUUAUUGGCUUCUUCUUGCACAACUUGACAAAUAAAAUGAAUGUUGGUG
This is a messenger RNA of Oryzias melastigma (Indian medaka), 4990 nucleotides long. RefSeq names its product ADNP homeobox 2b (gene adnp2b). Gene Ontology annotation, molecular function: DNA binding. The record is from RefSeq and is a predicted model, not a curated record. Gene Ontology annotation, cellular component: nucleus. NCBI's taxonomy places the organism in Eukaryota, Metazoa, Chordata, Actinopteri, Beloniformes, Adrianichthyidae. Gene Ontology annotation, biological process: regulation of gene expression.